Molecule: messenger RNA, 1816 nt
Organism: Nymphaea colorata (pocket water lily)
Lineage: Eukaryota; Viridiplantae; Streptophyta; Magnoliopsida; Nymphaeales; Nymphaeaceae
Product: protein DETOXIFICATION 48-like
Exons: 2
Coding region: 41-1657 (538 amino acids)
Biological process (GO): xenobiotic detoxification by transmembrane export across the plasma membrane
Cellular component (GO): membrane
Molecular function (GO): xenobiotic transmembrane transporter activity; antiporter activity
Source: RefSeq, a predicted model, not a curated record
CUUCAAAACCGAGCACAGAUUUACGUAGGAGAGGAAGAAAAUGUGCAGGCCACCAUCUCCUCCUUCUGCUUCCUCCUCUUACCUUCUCUUUCCAGACGAAAAUCGUCAUCUCCCCAUCAAAGCCACGUCCUCCCUCUCCGACCACGAUGACUCUCAUACUCUCCACAAGUGGCCUGCUUUCUCUGAGGUGGUGGAGGAGAUGGCGUCCAUCAGCAAGAUCUCGGGACCGACCUUACUGACGGGACUGCUGCUCUACUCCAGAGCGAUGAUAUCCACGAUCUUCCUGGGCUACCUGGGUGAGCUCGAACUUGCCGGUGGCUCGCUAGCAAUCGGCUUUGCAAACAUAACGGGUUAUUCCGUCAUAUCUGGUCUGGCGAUGGGGAUGGAGCCCUUCUGCGGCCAGGCCUACGGCGCCCAGCAAUGGAAGCUUCUGGGCCUCGUUCUGCAGCGCACCGUGCUCGUUCUCCUCUCCGCCUCGCUGCCAAUCUCCGCUCUGUGGGUCAACAUUCACCGCGUCCUUCUCUGGUGCGGCCAGGACGAACGCAUCUCCUCCACAGCUUCCACCUUCGUUUUGUUUUCUCUUCCCGACCUCGUCUCCUUCUCUUUGCUCCACCCUCUGCGCAUCUAUCUGCGCGCGCAGAAUAUUACCUUCCCUGUGACGCUCUGCUCCGCCAUUGCCAUCGUCCUCCACCUCCCAGCUAACCUGCUUCUGGUUGUCUAUCUCAAGAUGGGCGUCGCCGGCGUGGCUCUCGCCUCCGCCUGGACGAACAUCAACAUGGUGGUGUUGCUCGUGGCGUAUCUCUGCCUCUCCGGCGUGUACCGCCGCUCGUGGGUGGCGCCCGGCCGGGACUGCCUCCGCGGGUGGGGUGGGCUGCUCCGGUUGGCGGUGCCGACUUGCGUGUCAGUCUGCCUCGAGUGGUGGUGGUACGAAAUCAUGGUGGUGCUCUGCGGGCUGCUGGCGGACCCAAAGGCGACGGUGGCGUCGAUGGGGGUGCUCAUCCAGACGACCUCGCUCGUGUACGUCUUCCCAUCGGCGCUCAGCCUCGGCGUCUCGACUCGGGUAGGGAACGAGCUCGGAGCGAACCGGCCGGGGAGGGCUCGGCUCGCCGGGUUGGUGGCGAUGGGUUGCGCGGCAGCGCUCGGCCUCUGCGCCAUGAGUUUCGCUGUGGGGAUGAGGCACAGGUGGGGCCGUCUCUUCACGUCGGACCCGCAGAUACUGGCGCUGACGUCUGCAGCGUUGCCCAUCGUGGGGCUGUGUGAGCUCGGCAACUGCCCGCAGACCACCGGCUGCGGCGUGCUCCGCGGCUGCGCCAGGCCAUCCGUGGGCGCCAACAUCAACCUCGGCUCCUUCUACUGCGUCGGCAUGCCCGUGGCCAUCCUGCUCGGCUUCGUCGCGGGAGUCGGCUUCCGGGGACUCUGGCUGGGCCUGCUCGCCGCGCAGGCCACGUGCGCCCUGGCCAUGAUGUGCGUUCUCGUCAGGACCGACUGGCAGCUCCAGGCCGAGCGGGCCAGGGCGUUGAUGGGGAACGCUAAUGAAGAUGGUGGCGGAGGCGGCGGCGAUGGUGGAACCACUGAGGUGGUGGUGGACGACGGCGGCCGUCUGGGGAGUGCAGAUGAUGUUGAGAGUGAAGCUGAGCCGUUGAUGAGUCAUGUCUGAUGGUGGGUGACAGCAAUUUUCUUCUGUGGUGUACUUUUUUCCUUUUUUUUUUUCCCUCCCUUCUACUUUGCUCUUAAUAUCACCCACUUACUGUAAAUUGUUAUUGAUAGAGACUGGAAAUUGAUAUAAGAGUUGGAGACGUAUUUUCCAAGUACUGCA